This is a messenger RNA of Tachysurus vachellii, 1655 nucleotides long. It is a transcript of the gene tpm4a, whose product is annotated as tropomyosin 4a. The transcript is spliced from 9 exons. Gene Ontology annotation, biological process: muscle contraction; actin filament organization. The record is from RefSeq and is a predicted model, not a curated record. Gene Ontology annotation, molecular function: actin filament binding. NCBI's taxonomy places the organism in Eukaryota, Metazoa, Chordata, Actinopteri, Siluriformes, Bagridae. The coding region runs from base 179 to 1033 and encodes 284 amino acids. Gene Ontology annotation, cellular component: actin filament.
GGAGCUUGAAAAGGGAGGGGGCUUAACAUUGGGUCUGGUAAGAUUUAGGACGGCAAGAUCAGGCAUUGUGGUCUGCUCCGGCACCGAGUCUGCAGCUAUCCUCCUUGCUGUAUGUACCUGAGGAUCUGCUUUGACUUUUUAGUUUAUCCCUGAACUUAGUUGAAUUCAGAUCAUCAUCAUGGAGGCCAUCAAGAAGAAGAUGCAGAUGCUGAAAUUGGACAAGGAGAAUGCCAUCGAUAGGGCGGAGCAGGCUGAGACCGAACAGAAAGCUGCUGAGGAGAAGUGUAAGCAGUUGGAUGAUGAGCUGAUUAGCCUGCAGAAAAAGCUGAAGCAGACUGAAGAUGAACUGGACAAGUAUUCUGAGGCCUUAAAGGAUGCCCAGGACAAACUGGAACUUUCUGAGAAGAAAGCUGCUGAUGCUGAAGCCGAUGUGGCAGCCCUGAACCGCAGGAUCCAGCUGGUGGAGGAGGAGUUGGACCGGGCACAGGAAAGGCUGGGGACGGCGCUGCAGAAACUGGAGGAGGCUGAGAAAGCAGCAGAUGAGAGCGAGAGAGGCAUGAAGGUGAUUGAGAACCGUGCAAUGAAGGACGAGGAGAAGAUGGAAAUACAGGAGAUGCAGCUAAAGGAAGCCAAGCACAUCGCUGAGGAGGCCGACCGAAAAUAUGAAGAGGUGGCUCGUAAACUUGUGAUUCUUGAAGGUGAGCUGGAACGAGCUGAAGAGAGAGCCGAGAUGUCUGAAUGCAAAGUCGGUGAUCUAGAGGAGGAGCUGAAGAAUGUAACCAACAACCUCAAGUCCUUAGAAGCUCAGGCAGAGAAAUACUCAGAAAAAGAAGACAAGUAUGAGGAGGAGAUUAAGGUCCUCAGUGACAAACUGAAGGAGGCUGAAACCCGAGCCGAGUUUGCAGAGCGAUCAGUGGCUAAACUGGAAAAAUCCAUUGAUGACCUGGAAGAAAAAUUAGCAAGCGCCAAAGAAGAAAACCUCGGAAUGCAUCAAGUUCUGGAUCAGACACUGCAGGAGUUGAACAGCAUAUGAAAAAUAGGUCUUGUGAUAUUCCACAAACAGCUUUAUUCCUCAUGAUUGUCUAUACAAAUUUCACAGAGGAUUAAUUUAAUUUGUUUGUUUUUCAGUAUUAGAAAAGAUCACACUCUUAGCUUAAUGGUGGUGGUAAAAGUGAAAUGCACAUUUGUUUACAUUGUAUUUGACAAAUUUGUGCAAACAUCUGAAAACGUCCUGAGUGUAAUGUGUAACCUGGAUGGAGUCACCAUCUAGUGGUCAUUCAAAUUAUUCUAAUUAUGUCAUUUGAACAAUUUUGUUUUGUGGUUACUAUUAAAAAAUGUGUUUAUUAUUUUUCAUUUGUGCCCCGAGCUGAUGAUAAUCAAUACACAUGGAUGCUAGAGGGAUCAAAAAUUUUAUAAUAUGCCUUUUUGUAUACAGAUAAUAAUUACUUUUACAGAAUACACACAAUGCAACUUUAAAUUAAACUGCUGGAUGUCUUAAUACGUGUGAUAUAGUUCUUUACAGAACUGAAAACAUUCCACACUUCAUGAGGACCAAAAUCACAUUUCAUUUAUUUUUGUUUUUCUUUGUUUCACUUUCUGUGUUCCUUGAAACAUUUUUCCACUAUGCAUGUAAUAAAUUUGUAUAAAAAUGUUAA